This is a messenger RNA of Scleropages formosus (Asian bonytongue), 2219 nucleotides long. RefSeq names its product coiled-coil domain containing 138 (gene ccdc138). The transcript is spliced from 16 exons. NCBI's taxonomy places the organism in Eukaryota, Metazoa, Chordata, Actinopteri, Osteoglossiformes, Osteoglossidae. The record is from RefSeq and is a predicted model, not a curated record. Bases 1 to 2004 code for a protein of 667 amino acids.
AUGAGCAGCCAGUCGUCGGAAUUCGAUUUUGACGCCGCUAUAGAAGAGCUUACGAAAAAGUACCUGGCCAGGAGAAAUUUGGCAUCAUCUUGUGACAGCCCUCCUCCAACACAUGAUGGUCCUCCUGGUUCAGAAGACUUGCAGUGUUGCGGUCCUGUACAGGUUUCUUGGAACCAGACGUCCCGUGAUGCGGAGAAGUGCCCUCACCCUGUCUGCUCAGCCCACAGCGGGAGCGCCAGUUCCAGCGGGAUCUUGCAAGAGAUGUGCAAUGUGGCAGCAGAUCAGUGUGACGGGCUCAAUGAGAAGAGUGACUCUGUGAGCAGCCUGGCAGACAGUGAAACUGGGCGAAGUGUGCAGGAGCCCAUGGCCGAUAGUCGGUCUUUCUUCUGCACUGAAACAGAUGUGACCCUGCCCUCCAGUCCAGCAAGGACUUUAGGUUGUCGCAUCACUAGGGCAGUGGCGCACUCUGGUGGAAAAAGACGAAAAAAGAAAACCCAAAUCUUCCCACACACCUGGUCCUCAUCCCCAGUGAUAGGACAGGUGUACCACGAGAUGCUUGAGAUUUAUGAUAAAUUGCAGAAGGAAAGGAUGUACCAGCAGCACUGGGCAGCACAACUGCAGGAGCAGGAGCGUCAGCUGAACCAGAGAGAGUCACUCCUACUUCGGCGCCAAGACACACUGUGCAAGAUUCGUGAGGUGGAGGAUGAGGUGCGGCGCCGUGUGUGCGAGCUGCAGGAGCAACAUCAGCAGGAGGUUAGACAGUUGAAGGAGACACUCAAAGAGAAGGUCAAAGAAAACAAGAGGCUGAAAUCAAGCUUUGAUACCAUCAAGGAGUCGAACGAUACCAUGAGAAAACAACUCAGUGACCUUAAUGAACAGAGCAAAAGGUUGGAGGUCCAGUGGAGGAAGGAACAAGCUCGUUUGGAAAACUUGCAGAGGAAAUAUGAGUAUUCAGUGGCCCGAAAAGGUCGUGAAAACAUUGCUCCGAAAGCCCAGGGUUCGAAAUGGCCCAAAGAGGACAAGCCUUUGAUGCCUGCCAGACCAGUCAAGGCUCAGGAACUCCCACUCCAUGGUUUACCAGGCCCCAGCACUUGCAAACUCCUGGUGCAGAUUCUGGACUGGGUGUCAGACAGCUACCUGACUCCAGCGGAGGACCCUGAGCCAAAAAUUUCAUCGGCCUGGGACUGUGAGCGGCCCACCUCCAUCCAGGAGAGAUGCUCAAAGGUGCUGCCUCUUCUGACUGAGCAGCUGCAGGUGGUGCAGAUGUUGGACCGCUCAUUCCACGUGCCCCUGCUGAGGUUCGUCUACUGGUCCUUGAGGCAGUUGGACAGCAGCCCCCAGCGCGGCACCCUGACCUCGACCCUUCGGAGGCUGGGGGAGGAGGUUUGCCGCGGGACAGCACUGCGGGGACCUUCCUCUGAUCCAGACGGCCCUCACAGGACCCGGCCACCCCCAUUCUUCAAAAGCUCCAGCCUCCACACCAGGUUCCUCUCCACACUGAUCCUCUUGCAGACCACCAGCCAAGCGGACAUCUUAGCCCAGGCCUUAGACUGCCUACACAGUGAUGUGCAGUGCGAAGAAGGGCGGGUCCACUUCCUGCAGUACCAAGCACUACCGGUGGUCCUGGCCUACCUGCAGUCCAGUAACCGGGGACUGCUGUCCUUGGCUGUGGACAUCCUGAUGCAGAUGAACGGAGAGUCAUGGCAGCUGAGUUCCUUCAUGGAAGCCUGUAGCACAGAGGACUUCUUCCGUUGUGUCUCUCUGCUUCUGCGGAACCCCCGCCUAGAGGUCCCUGUGGUGGAGAAGGUGAGCAUCCUGCUGCAGAAGCUCUCCAAGAUCAGGAAGAACAAGCGGCUGUUUGAGAUUCACGGCAUCCAUCUGAGAGUCCAGGAGAUGCACAGGACGGCUGACCCGGCACAUGCCUUCCUCGCCAUCAACCUCAGUUCUAUCCUUUUCAACCUGGGCAUGAUGAAGAAGACCCCCGUGUCUCCUAUACCCCCCUGACAGCCCAUAAACCUACCAACUUCAAGGAGGAAUGAUUCAUACCAUGGUUCCCUCUGUCCUCUUCUUCCACCUCCCCCAUGCCCCUAGGAAGUAAGCACCCUCUGUCUAAACACUAUGUUUUAUAAGCCUCCUAAGUACCUCCCGUAACUCUACAGAACUGCCACUGCUUGAUUUAUUUAUUUUCAUUACUUUAAUUGUUUUGAGUUGAAAAUACA